Molecule: messenger RNA, 984 nt
Organism: Arachis duranensis
Lineage: Eukaryota; Viridiplantae; Streptophyta; Magnoliopsida; Fabales; Fabaceae
Product: intracellular protein transport protein USO1-like
Exons: 1
Coding region: 1-984 (327 amino acids)
Source: RefSeq, a predicted model, not a curated record
AUGGAGAUGUCUGCGUCGGUGACGGGUCUUCCCAACUUAUUCCAAACUUUCCUCUGCGCCAGCGACGACGAAGGGGACAAUGAAAAAUCCGCCGCCGAGAAGUCUGCAAUUCCUCCGGAGGAUAAAACUACUUCCGAGCAGGAAGCCGUGGUUGACGGGACCGGGACCUCGACCCAAGCUGCCCAGAUCGAGGGCGACAAAACGGUUCAUGCUUCUCCCUUCCGCGAGGUGAUAGGCACCGGGGGUUCGACGUCUACCCCUGAUGUCGAUGAUGGUGUGGAAGAGGUCCCUAACCCUAAGAGGAAAAGGAAGAUGUCCUCCAGUCCCGAGGGGGUCCUUACCGUCAUGGAGAGGAAUUUUGAUGCUGGGAACUUUAUAGAUUCCCAGCUGAUCCCUGGUACUGAGGAGUAUUUCCACGAGUCUUCCCUUGCCGGGCAGGCGAGGUGGAUGUAUCGUACCCUUCUGCGGGGCGCCGUGAUAGCCCGGAAGGCCGAGUUUGAGCUGUCCGGGAUGGAGUCCCUCCGCAGAAGGUUGGAAUCUAGUGGGAAGGCUAACAAUGAACUGAAGAGUGAAGUCGAGACUCUCCGGGAGCAGUUGACCCAAUUGAAUGAAAAACUUGACGCCGCUGAGAAAAAGGCCACUGCUGCCGAGAAGAAAACCGCCACUGCUGAGAAGAAGUUAAAAGACUCGGACGCCACGGUUUCUCGCCUUGUCGAACGUGAGAUGACUUUGGAGAGCCAGGUCGGCGCAGCGCAAAAACGGGUGGCCGAGAUGGAGAAGGAGAAGCAGGCCGUGGAGGCCGAAUUGGCAACGUGGAAGGCCAAGUACAAAGAUGUCGUGAAGCAGGGGAAGGGUGCGAUCUUGGCGACUGAGGAGGCUCUUAAGGCUCAGGUCAAAGUUAUUGCUCCCGAGUUUGAUACGUCGGCGAUUGGUGUUCUCAAAGUCAUUCAGGAUGGCAAAGUUGUCGACGUCCCCAAGAAAUGA